AUGAGCCAAACGAUCAAGGAGAGGAUCGAGGUGGCUUUCUUCGAGGUCACCAAAGAUGCCCACAUCGGCGACAAGAUCUCGCAGUGGUUUCCACACACUGUGGAGGGCCGAAGCGAGUUUGCGAAGGUCAUGCUGCAUUAUGUUGGCCUUCCGGAAGUGGCCAAGCAUGUGCAGCCCCACCGGGCGAUCAACCACAUUCCUGGAGACUCCAAGAUGGACAUGUGGCUCAAUCCCUGGAUGAUAGAUUACUCGCGCCAGUGCAAGUACGGCGAGAGCUCCAAGUACCCGGACAUGUGCACACUGAAAGUUCACUUUCUUUCGAUCCUUACUACUGGCUUCGAAGCUUCGAGGGAGCCACUAGACGUGAGGUUUCUUGGGGAGCAAGGGCCCAUGCCCAUUGUGGACGGCAUCGAAAUUUUCAGCGUGAAGCUGGUCGACGGCUUUACGAAAAGCUUGUGUGUCCAGGCCAUCUUCGCGCUGCUGCACAAGCUGGACUGCUUGGACAUCACUUUUCAGGAGUUGGCCGAGGACGACAGUAUGGCGAUGUGUCUGGCAACCCUGAAGUACCUAAAGGGUAACUUCAAGAGGCACGAGCGCGAGGAAGAGUAUCUCUACGAUGCUCUUGCGUUGACCCAGCGGACUGGAGAGAAACAGCAGGCCAGUCCGAUGGAGUUGGUCUCUGUGUUCAGUGAGGCAAUUCGUUUGAAGAAGACCAUCGGUGCCAAAUCAACCCGCGACCUUCUCAACCUCUGUGUCCAAGAUUACAAUAAGGGGAGACUUUCUGAUACCUGUCAGGGGCAGAAGCUCAAGCAGGAAACCGUGAAGAUCAUCUACAAUGUUGUGCGAUGCCCUUUGGUUUUCAAGGAGACCUUGAUGACCAUGUACAGUGACUACCGGCACUUCAAUGCAGGUUGUGAGCUUUGCUUUGAACUUGACAUUCAGAGCAGUUUCAGAAUCAAAGUUGUACAGUGUAACACAUGUUUAUCCCUGUCAGCUCUCACGCUCGACAAUCUGGCUGGUGAUUUCUACAUGCAUGGGACCGAUUUAGCAAAGAAUGACAAGGGGAGAUGGCCGGAGAUCCUCGUUUCUCAGUUGCAGCCAAAUGUUAGCUGA
Messenger RNA from Symbiodinium necroappetens, 1113 nucleotides. NCBI's taxonomy places the organism in Eukaryota, Dinophyceae, Suessiales, Symbiodiniaceae. The record is from the annotation of a GenBank genome assembly.